CGCGUUUGGCGAUGAUGGGCCAAACAACAUAAAAUGAAAUUCCCAGUGAUAGUCUCCUAAAUAUGUUUACUAAUCAUUCACGUGCGUGCUGCCGACAUCUUCAAACUAUGCAUUCAUAAGAGCAGUGCGCACAUUCAAAAUUCACCGUGUUACCAUUCAACUUCAUACGGAACACCAGCGGUUGACAGUUCAUCAUUCACCGCAAUCUUGAAACAACGUCCUGUUAAAGAUAUCUAACAAAAUGGCCAACAUGGAACUAUUAUUGGAUCCGUUAGCGUACAGGAUCAAAUUGAACCGACCGCAACCGGACCCGAAGCGAUUCGACCACGGAUGGCGGACGGACAUGCUGGCGAUACCGAAAUGGAACCGGGAGGAGCUGGCGAAGUUUUCGCUGUCGGCUAGUGAGCGUGCGCAGUACGAGCGGCUCAAGCGGGCGGCAAGAGAUAGCGAGGGUGAGCGCAAGAACAAACGCUUGCAUGCGAAAAUACUUGAUAUUAUUGAACAACACACUGAAGAUCUACGAUUGAUGCCUGUCAGAGUGUACACAUCCCAACGAAAACAAUGGAAAGAUUUAUUGGGCAAAAAGUUUGAGCACCGCAUGAAAAAAUUUGCAGAUGAAGCUCGUCAUACUAUUUACCAUGAGUAUGCGAUAGCACGUCAAAAACUAAAGAAAGAGGGUAAAGGUGCACGUAAGUCAAAGACUUCAGUUAAGGGUAAAAGACGUAGCGGAAAAGGUAAACGUAAGAAGAGAAACAACGCGGAAAUUCUAGCAGCCGCGUUAGGAAAUGUUUCCAAAAUGGCUACGCCUAAAAAACCGCCACCUCCAGCUAAAAUUAGCAGAGGAAAAAUUGGCGAAAUGAAACCGGAAACAAUCAACCGCCUGAAAAUCCCUAAACAUUUCACCCCGAAAUACGUGGAUGAUUCAAUGCAUGCCUGGAGGAAUGCCCACUUUGUCAGCCUGCAUGCGUUGACAUAUACUCCGACGCCGCGCAUCUACGAGCUGGCUGUGCAUAAGUAUUCAGUGGUUGAACCGCCCUUACAAGUGGGAGCGGUUGAUCCUGAAGCACUAACUGCUAAAGCUUCUCCUAGAAUAAUAGAAUUGGCCAUACCAAAAGCGCGCAGCGCUGUUCAAGAGGCGGAUUACAACGAAGAUGCGUUUAAGGUGUCGCCCAACGCGCUGCAUUAUAAGGCGACUGAGCGCAUCAUUGAACUGGCCAAGCCGCUUGAGCGUGAUUAACAUUUGCGUGAUCGAUUUGCAAAGUUGUGUCUGUGUAAGGCAGUAGCGCGCUUUUUUUCGGUUGCUUAUUUUUCCGCGCACGGAUAGUUGCUGCUUAACUCUGUCGUGACAUUGCCCGGAUCGGACAUUAGAUGUUAAUCAUACCUUAUACUAAUCAUAUUUACUGAUCAUUUACUGAUAAUUUACUAAUCAUACGCUAAUCUUACUAUAUAGAUAUAUAUAUUUAGAUAAGUGUAUAGAUUAUAGGCAUAGAUUUAUAUUGUAUAGGUUAAUUGGAUUUUCGAUUAAACGUUUUAUGUUGUUUUAAACUUAAA
This is a messenger RNA of Dalotia coriaria, 1551 nucleotides long. RefSeq lists its product as uncharacterized. The transcript has 5 exons. The coding region runs from base 242 to 1237 and encodes 331 amino acids. The record is from RefSeq and is a predicted model, not a curated record. NCBI's taxonomy places the organism in Eukaryota, Metazoa, Arthropoda, Insecta, Coleoptera, Staphylinidae.